Messenger RNA from Nestor notabilis (Kea), 1412 nucleotides. RefSeq names its product roundabout homolog 2. The annotation marks the transcript as partial. The record is from RefSeq and is a predicted model, not a curated record. Lineage: Eukaryota; Metazoa; Chordata; Aves; Psittaciformes; Psittacidae. Gene Ontology annotation, molecular function: protein binding. The transcript has 10 exons.
GUAUGACAUCAAAGAUGACUAUACUUUGCGCAUUAAGAAGGCCAUGAGCACAGAUGAGGGAACCUACACGUGCAUUGCUGAGAAUCGAGUUGGAAAAGUGGAAGCUUCUGCUACCCUCACUGUGCGAGCUCGCCCCGUUGCUCCCCCACAGUUUGUGGUAAGGCCACGAGACCAGAUUGUAGCCCAGGGUCGAACAGUGACUUUUCCUUGUGAAACUAAGGGAAAUCCCCAGCCAGCUGUUUUCUGGCAAAAGGAGGGAAGUCAGAAUCUACUCUUCCCAAACCAGCCUCUCCAACCCAACAGCAGGUAUUCAGUGUCACCAACCGGAGACCUCACUAUUACCAACAUUCAGCGGUCUGAUGCAGGCUACUACAUUUGUCAAGCACUGACAGUAGCUGGAAGCAUUUUAGCAAAGGCUCAGCUGGAGGUUACUGAUGUCCUGACAGAUAGGCCUCCACCCAUCAUCCUCCAGGGGCCAGUCAAUCAGACACUGGCAGUGGAUGGCACAGCUUUGCUGAAGUGCAAGGCAACCGGCGACCCUCUCCCUGUCAUCAGCUGGUUAAAAGAAGGAUUCACCUUCCUGGGCCGAGACCCUCGAACAUCCAUCCAGGAUCAGGGGACGCUUCAGAUUAAAACUCUGCGGUUGUCCGAUACUGGGACUUACACUUGUGUUGCGACGAGUUCCAGUGGGGAGACUUCUUGGAGUGCUGUGCUGGAGGUGACAGAAUCCGGUGGAGCAACAGUCAGUAAAAAUUAUGAUAUAAAUGACCUCCCUGGGCCACCAUCCAAACCUCAGGUCACUGAUGUCACAAAGAACAGUGUCACCCUGUCCUGGCAGCCAGGGACUCCUGGAAGCCUACCAGCUAGUGCAUAUAUCAUUGAGGCUUUCAGUCAAUCUGUGAGCAAUAGUUGGCAAACAGUGGCUAACCAUGUGAAGACCACUCUCUACACUGUGAGGGGACUGCGCCCCAAUACAAUCUACCUAUUUAUGGUGAGAGCUAUCAAUUCACAAGGCCUGAGUGAUCCCAGCCCUAUGUCAGAUCCUGUCCGAACACAAGAUAUCAGCCCACCAGCACAAGGUGUGGAUCACAGGCAAGUCCAGAAAGAACUGGGAGAUGUCAUUGUACGACUGCAUAAUCCUGUUGUGCUGACACCCACGACGGUUCAAGUCACCUGGACGGUUGACCGCCAAUCCCAGUUCAUUCAGGGCUACCGAGUAAUGUAUCGCCAAACAUCUGGCCUACCUUCUCCAGCUGUAUGGCAGAACUUGGAGGUCAAAGUCCCAACUGAGCGCAGUGCUGUCCUCGUCAGCUUGAAAAAGGGGGUCACUUACGAAAUUAAGGUUCGCCCCUAUUUCAAUGAAUUCCAAGGAAUGGACAGUGAAUCAAAGUCUGCUCGCACCACAGAGGAAG